AUGUGUGCUUUGUUUCCAGCAUGUGAAUGGCCCUUAGAUGCUCCUAUUGGCCGCCAACAUAUCAUCAGUGGUGCCUUUGCAGGCUUUGAAAGCUUUGAAGGUUUCCAUCAUUUUACAUUCCCUGAUGAUCUGCCUCGAAUCCAGCUCGAUCGACCAAUGUUCUCUGCCGGAGAUACCGGUGAUGAAAACCCAACUACCGUUGACAAGAAGCUUAACCACAACGCGAGUGAGCGUGUCCGGAGACGAAAGAUGAAUGACUUGUACUCGUCACUUCGUUCAAUGCUCCCACCAUCUGAGCAAACGAAAAGGUUGAGCAUUCCGGCCACAGUUUCAAGAAUGUUGAAAUACAUACCAGAGUUACAAUCACAAGUGGAGAUAUUGCUACAAAAGAAACAACAAAUUCUCUCAACCAUUUGCAAGCAAGAUGAUCAUGACCUGCACUAAUUUCCCUGCCAUUGAAAUUGACACCCAUUGCCAUCAUUUUAAUCAACUUCCUCGUCCUUGACGGGCUUCAAUAUUUUUCUCAUUUUUUCAUCAAUUCCGGCGGUGCUGGAAAAUAAUCCCAAAAUCAGCCGACACUCGGCGGAGUGAUUUCACUUUUAA
Messenger RNA from Gossypium raimondii (Peruvian cotton), 603 nucleotides. RefSeq names its product transcription factor ORG2-like. The record is from RefSeq and is a predicted model, not a curated record. Gene Ontology annotation, cellular component: RNA polymerase II transcription regulator complex. Gene Ontology annotation, biological process: regulation of transcription by RNA polymerase II. NCBI's taxonomy places the organism in Eukaryota, Viridiplantae, Streptophyta, Magnoliopsida, Malvales, Malvaceae. Gene Ontology annotation, molecular function: protein dimerization activity; DNA-binding transcription factor activity, RNA polymerase II-specific; RNA polymerase II transcription regulatory region sequence-specific DNA binding. The transcript has 2 exons. The coding region runs from base 1 to 444 and encodes 147 amino acids.